GUUUCCUCCAAUCCCCUCUCUCAAAAGCCACCCAUAUAAAGCUGCAAUAAUCUCUUCAUCUCUCUCUCUCUCUCUCUCUCUCUCUCUCAAGUCUCAACUAAUAAUUAGUACCAUAUACAUAAAAUGGUGAAAGCUUUGGCUAGCUAAUAUAGAGAGCUAUAUAUCUGUAUAAUAUUAGCAUAUUAUUUAGUACCACUAGAAGGGGUUUGGUUAUUUGUUUGUUUCUCCAAGGAAAUAAUAAUGGUUUGGCCUUACUAUUGUUCUAGUGGUUGGAAAUGGAAUUCUAAUGUGAACAUCUUGUUGUUGAUGUUUUUGUGGAAUGUGGUUUGGGUGUCGUUAAUGAGCUGUGGGGGUUUUGGAGGUGCGAGUGCUGCGACGGCGCCUGUGAAAGUGGGAACUAUUUCAAAGGUGGAAGAUGCUUCCAACUUUCAUAUAUACUAUGGCCAGACCUUCAAAGUCAUAAAGAAUGUCGUUGAUGGAAAGAGCUAUCUACUUAUUCAGAGUGAUUCGAGGAUGGCGACAAGAACAAAAUAUUGCACUACAAGGAUCAAAUCAUUUGUCAUCCCAUUAUCAAACUAUUCGGUCGAUACAAAUAACUUUCCAGUUUCCUAUUUUGAGUUACUAGGGCUACUGGGGAGCCUAAAGGGCAUUACUUCAGAAUUGGUGGCGUCUCAAUGCGUAAAGAAAUUGUAUGAAAGUGGAGAAAUCCAAGUGAUUAAUGGAAGUGAUCCACAACAACUUUCACAAUUUGCAGCUCACUUUAUUAGCGACACUGACCAGUCACAAGCUUGCAAUUUCGCAUCAUUUGUUCCUUCCGGAGAGACUACCCCUUUGCAGAGAGCGGAAUGGAUCAAGUUUCUGGGAAGUUUUGCAAACCUUGAAGAUAGAGCCAAUCGAGUAUACAGUGCUGUUAAACAGAAUUAUCUAUGCUUGACUAAGGCAUCUUCGGGCAGGGCAUCAUUCAAACCUAUUGUCGCUUGGAUGGAUUUUAGCAAUGGUGCAUGGUCUUUUGCAAAAGAAACAUACAAGUUAAAGUAUGUGGAAGACGCAGGAGGAGAGAAUGUUGAUGACUCUAUCAACAAGAUUAGCUAUAACAUUUCUAGCCCCGAUGAUUUGGAGCAAUUGCAUGCCAUCCUUUGUACCGUGGAUGUGAUUAUUGAUGAAACAUUCACUUCAGAUCCGGUUGGCUACAAUUUGUCAUACUUUCUCCAAAACACAAACGUUGAAGAUCACUCUUGUUUUGCUUUCCUAACGAACCAAAGCUUAUGGAGAUACGACAAAAGAAUUCCCAACUCAAAUACUCUUGAUUGGUUCAAUGGAGCAGUUUCACAACCACAACUUGUUUUAGCGGAUCUUAUUGAAGCUUUAUUUCCUACAGGAAAUUACACCACCACAUAUCUUAGAAAUAUUGCAAAGGGUGAAGCAAUUGUAACCGUUGGUUCUGACAUGUGCGAUAGAGACGUAUCCACAGCUAUGGAGCCAACUACAGUACCUUGUGUAUGGUAGAAUAAAACAUGAUAUUAAUCUCGUUUCUAAUUUCUUAAACUUUAGGGUUAAAAUUUUCAAGUAAUAAUAUAUUCUUUUGAAAUAAAGACUCGAUUUUUGUUCAUUAAAAAACAAUAUCAUUCAAGCAACUUUAGCAAGCUGAGAACUCU
Messenger RNA from Morus notabilis, 1655 nucleotides. RefSeq lists its product as uncharacterized. The transcript has 11 exons. The record is from RefSeq and is a predicted model, not a curated record. The coding region runs from base 241 to 1506 and encodes 421 amino acids. NCBI's taxonomy places the organism in Eukaryota, Viridiplantae, Streptophyta, Magnoliopsida, Rosales, Moraceae.